This is a messenger RNA of Iphiclides podalirius (scarce swallowtail), 990 nucleotides long. NCBI's taxonomy places the organism in Eukaryota, Metazoa, Arthropoda, Insecta, Lepidoptera, Papilionidae. The record is from the annotation of a GenBank genome assembly.
AUGGCUGCUUGGACUCUUUCAGUGUUUUUCUUGGCGGUCACUGCGGUUUCGGCGUUCGCUGACCCGAGAUUGACUUUCCCGGAGAAUGUGCAAGGAAGAGAAAACCGGAUUGUGUCCGGCUGGGAGGCGGAGGAGGGCCAAAUUCCUUACCAGAUCUCGCUGAGGAUGGUCAACCCGGUCGGAGGCGUGAGCGCCUGCGGUGGUACUAUCAUCCACUCCGAGUGGGCUCUCACUGCUGCCCAUUGCACUGCUAGCCGCGUGACGAUUGUGAUUCGAGUGGGCACCGUCAACUUGACGAGGCCGGACAGCAUCUUCGAGACGACCACUUACUACAACCACCCGCUGUACAACGAGGCAUUCCAGCAGGUGGUGCAGCCCCACGACAUCGGCCUGAUCAAGUUCAACAGGAAGAUCGAGUUCUCCGACAAGGUGCAGCCGAUCAGAUUGCAGCCGUCCAGUGACAAGAACAGGAACUACGAUGAGAUCAGGCUCGAAGCCAGCGGCUGGGGACGCACGUGGACUGGAGGUGCAUCACCCGAAAACCUCAACUGGGUGUACCUGGUCGGCGUGACGAACGCCGUCUGCUUGAACGCAUUCAGCAACAGCCCUAUCAUCGUCGACUCGACCAUCUGCGCUAGAGCCUAUAACGUCUCCAGCCAGUCCACUUGCCAGGGAGACAGCGGUGGUCCUCUAAUUACCGAAGAUGUGGAUGGCCUCCCCACACAAGUCGGGAUUUCCUCAUUCGUCUCCUCAACUGGCUGUCACACUGACUUCCCCGCAGGAUUCAUUCGUCCCGGCCACUACCACGACUGGUACUUCGAACUGACCGGGAUUAACUUCGAUUGGGAGCGCGAGCCGACUACAACCGAACCGGAAACCGACGAGCCGGAACCGACCACCACAGAAGCAGAGCCGGAAGUGGCGCCGGAAGUCGAAGAAGAACCCGCGCCAGCUGAUAGCCCGAAAACCCUUUCUUCUUUGGAUUUUUUU